Molecule: messenger RNA, 2022 nt
Organism: Meleagris gallopavo (turkey)
Lineage: Eukaryota; Metazoa; Chordata; Aves; Galliformes; Phasianidae
Gene: HOGA1
Product: 4-hydroxy-2-oxoglutarate aldolase 1
Biological process (GO): glyoxylate catabolic process
Cellular component (GO): mitochondrion
Molecular function (GO): (R,S)-4-hydroxy-2-oxoglutarate aldolase activity; 4-hydroxy-tetrahydrodipicolinate synthase activity
Source: RefSeq, a predicted model, not a curated record
CCAUGGGGCUACCACGAGUGGUUUAGUGGCAGGGCUCCUUGUUGUGAGACACUCCAGCACUGUGUGCAGUGUUUCGCAAUCCCACCUGGACACACCUGUGGAGAAAAACUCCAAUGAGGGAUGUCCCUGAGCUGUGCUGUGCUGGCACUGGGGUCAACUGGGAAGCAGCAGCCAUUCCCUUCCCAGGCAGCCAGGGUGUCCAGGCCGGGUUGUGGCUUUUCUCUCUUUCAUUGCUUGAGUCACCUGGAGAGGACACAGCAGCCACCCUGAAGGACGUGUCACUUCUGCUGAGCACUGUGUCCAGUGCUCACUGCUCAUGAAUGUUCUCACUCACCUGUUUACAGGAGACCCUACAACAAAACCUAGAGCAAACAAACCCUGCUUAUAGCCCUGGGUCUCCUUGCAGUGCCCAUUCCCCUCCUUAGCCCUACAAGUGCUGCGUGCCAGCUCUGAAUGUGAAACAAAGGGAACACUGACGAUGCAGCUGGGGCUCAUCCAGGGGAGUGCUGAACUCCUUCAGGAUCCCAGAGGAGGAGAGCAUUCAUCCGUUACCACCCCCAUGUCGCCUGUCCUGUGGGGCCACAGCUCCCUCACGUGCCCUGUCAAACAUUAACCCCUCUUGGCAAGGCAGGUGGCACAGGCUGACUGCAGGACACAGGCAGCAUGGCGUUCAGCUCCCGCCUCACCUCACCACUCCGGCCAGCCCUGGCAGCCCUGCGCCGGGGGCUCAGCACUCCGCUGGGACCACAGCCCAAGCUCGACCUCGGGGGCAUCUUCCCACCCCUCACCACUCCGUUCUCACCCACACAAGAGGUGGACUAUGGCCAGCUGGAGGGGAACCUGAGUCACUAUGCCAGCAUCCCCUUCCGAGGGCUGGUGGUGCUGGGCUCCAGCGGGGAGUUCCCCCUACUGGCACCCCAUGAGCGCCUGGAGCUGGUGAGCCGUGUACGCCGUGCUUUGCCCAGGGACCGCCUGCUACUGGCAGGCUCGGGCUGCGAAUCUACUCGGGCCACCAUCGAGCUGACGGGCAGCAUGGCAGAGGCAGGGGCUGACGCUGCACUGGUCGUGACACCCUGCUACUACCGGGGAGCCAUGAGCAGCGCUGCGCUGGUGCGGCACUACACUGAGGUGGCCGAGGCAUCCCCGGUCCCCGUGGUGCUCUAUAGUGUGCCUGCCAACACCGGUCUGGAGCUGCCACUGGAGGCUGUGCUCACCCUGGCUCAGCACCCCAACAUCAUCGGCAUCAAGGACAGUGGUGGGGAUAUCACUCGCAUAGGGCUGAUUGUCCACAAGACGCAGCAGGAGGAUUUCCAGGUGCUGUCAGGGUCAGCUGGCUUCUUGCUGGCAAGCUAUGCCGUAGGUGCCUCUGGGGGGAUCUGUGCCCUCGCCAACGUUCUGGGGGCUCCUCUGUGCCAGCUGGAGCACCUGUGCCGCCAGGGCCGCUGGCCUGAAGCCCGUGAGCUGCAGCAGCGACUCAUUGAGCCCAAUGCAGUGGUCACUCGCCGGUUUGGGAUCCCAGGACUGAAGAAGGCCAUGGACUUGUUUGGCUACUACGGUGGCCCCUGCCGUGCACCCCUGGCACCACUAAGCCCAGCCCAGAUAGAGGAGCUGAGAGGCACAUUCAGCAUCAAUGGGUGGUUGUGAGCCCAACCCAUCCCUGCUGUGCAGGCAGCACCAUCUGACCCUGCUCCUUCCUGCGCCUGGAAACUGGGGACCACUGGGAGCUGAGGAUGCGUUAGAGACAGCAGUAUGUGGCCAGGAGGAACACACUCAUCUCACUCUUUCCUGCUGGACAGGGCUUGUGGAGGAAAAACCCAACACCUUAGUGUGUCCCAGAUUGGGCAUGCACUGGCCAUGCCAGACCCCUGGAAAACCCACUCUGGGCUCAGGCAGGAGCCCCCCAUCCAUGUGGGUGCCUGUCUGAGGUACUGCAGAUUCCCACCAUCCCUUCGGGUUUGGAUGCCCCACAUUGACCCAGUCACCCUUCCGAGCACUAUGAAUAAAUCUGCUGCCUCUCCUCUG